Molecule: messenger RNA, 1611 nt
Organism: Gaeumannomyces tritici R3-111a-1
Lineage: Eukaryota; Fungi; Ascomycota; Sordariomycetes; Magnaporthales; Magnaporthaceae
Product: 3-ketoacyl-CoA thiolase
Exons: 4
Coding region: 221-1471 (416 amino acids)
Biological process (GO): fatty acid beta-oxidation; phenylacetate catabolic process
Cellular component (GO): peroxisome
Molecular function (GO): acetyl-CoA C-acyltransferase activity
Source: RefSeq, a predicted model, not a curated record
GGGGAACCUCGGGCCCUACACGAGCUCGGCUUCCGCGCGCGGUUGCCACAGAAGCAUUUCUACCGACUCGUUCGCCCAACAUAUACCACCGACAAGGAGCCGCGCUUCCAAGAGGGUGCUACCAUUAUUCACGUUCCGCAAAAAUCUCAUCACUCUCGAACCCACGCCCCAAUCGCUCCUCAUCCUCACCUCACACGACCAACUCCCAAACACCGACAAAAUGGCUGCCGAACGCCUUGGUUCCAUCCUCAAACACCUCACACCCGGCAACGCGCUCUCUACUCUCACAUCCAAGAACGAUGACGAUAUCGUCAUCACCGUCGCGGUGCGGACACCGCUAGCAAAGGCCAAGAAGGGUGGUUUCAAGGACACCACGCUCGAGUACCUGAUCUACGCGCUGCUUCAGCAAGUGAGGGAAAAGUCGAAGCUGGAUCCCGCCCUGGUUGAGGACAUUUGCAUGGGCAAUGUCUCGGACGGCAAGGCGGCAUACAAGCUCCGCGCGGCGGCCCUGGCGGCCGGCUUCCCCAACACGGCGGGCGCCUCGUCGGUGAACCGGUUCUGCUCGUCGGGCCUCAAGGCGACCGAGGACAUCGCCAACGCCAUCCGGGCCGGCUCGAUCCAGGUCGGCAUCGCGGUGGGCGCCGAGUCCAUGACGGCGGGCGGCGACGCGCUCGACGCGCCCUUCGACGAGGCCGUCACGGCGGCGAGCCAGGAGGCGCAGGACUGCAUGCAGCCCAUGGGCUGGACGAGCGAGAACGUGUCGCGCGACUUUGGCAUCACGCGCGAGGAGAUGGACCGCUACGCCGCCCUGAGCUUCCAGAAGGCCGAGCGCGCCCAGAAGGCGGGCCUGUUCGACGAGGAGAUCGUGCCCAUCAAGACGAAGCUCAAGGAUGCCAACGGCGAGGUCAAGGAGGUCACCAUCUCAAAGGACGAGGGCAUCAGGCCCGGCACCACCGCCGAGACGCUGGGCAAGAUCAGGGUCGCGUUCCCGCAGUGGGGACCUACCACGACGGGCGGCAACGCCAGCCAGGUCACCGACGGAGCCGCCGCAGUUCUCCUGAUGAAGCGCUCGACGGCCGUCAAGCUGGGCCAGCCCAUCCUGGCCAAGUUCGUCGGCUCGACGGUCGCCGGCCUCGCGCCGCGCAUCAUGGGCGUCGGCCCGACGGUGGCGAUCCCCAAGCUGCUGGCGCUGCACGGCAUCACCAUCAACGACGUCGACGUGGUCGAGAUCAACGAGGCCUUUGCCAGCAUGGCCGUCUACUGCCGCGACACGCUCAAGCUCGACGACGCCACCAAGCUCAACCCGCGCGGCGGCGCCAUCGCGCUCGGCCACCCGCUCGGCGCCACGGGCACGCGCCAGAUCGUCACGGGCCUGGCCGAGUGCCGCCGCGCGGGCAAGAAGGUGCUCCUGACGAGCAUGUGCAUCGGCACCGGCAUGGGAAUGGCCGGACUGUUUGUGUCGGAGCAGUAGGAAUGCCGCGACGACGACGCGCGGGCGCCCUUGCCUUGUAAUUGUGUGAUCAAUCCCAGGCUACUUGUAACUCACGUGCCUGAGCGUAUGAUGUGUAGAUUCUAGAUCCAUAGCGACAAUGUAUCCAUCCUUCUCUUGUG